AUGGGACCCCCACCCGGGCCCAGGACCCCAAAAGUAACAGCAGUCGCAACGUCCCCCGCAGGCACACGUUAGGUGGGGCACGCAGCUCCCGAGAGAUCCUGGCCAUGCAGCCCUCGGACAUGGACAAGAAGAGGGAGGCCUUCCUGGAGCACCUGAAGCAGAAGUACCCUCACCACGCCUCGGCCAUCAUGGGCCACCAGGAGAGGCUCCGGGAACAGAGCAGAAGCCCUAAACACGGCCUUAGCAGCUCCAGUGUAGGGGACCAGGCUGAGCACCUCUCCCUGGCCUCCCUGGAGUCUCUGGACACCAUGUCAGAGGCUGAUGCCCCCACCACCUUCACCAGAGGCAGCCGCUCCCGCGCCAGCCUGCCCGUAGUGCGCUCCACCAACCAGACCAGGGACCGCUCACUAGGUGUGCUGUACCUGCAGUACGGAGAGGAGACCAAGCAGAUCCGGAUGCCCAAUGAGAUCACCAGCGGCGACACCAUCAGGGCUCUGUUUGUGAGUGCCUUCCCCCAGCAGCUCACCAUGAAGAUGCUGGAGUCUCCCAGUGUGGCCGUCUAUGUCAAAGAUGACAUGAGGAACAUGUACUACGAGCUUACUGACGUCAGGAAUAUCACGGAUCACUCCUGCCUGAAGGUAUACCACAAGGACCCCGCACAAGCCUUCAGCCACGGCCCAAGACCCACCAACGGCGAUGCCAGGAUGCACAGAGAGGUGAUGUAUGGCAGCAGAGAUGGCCAGCACCCCCCAAUGCGACAGCUCUCCAUGGGCCCCCCUCCACACCACCCCAUGCAGGGCUCCCUGUCCCCACCCACGGCCCACUCCCUGCCCCCCUCGCCCUCCCGGAUCCCCUUUGGCCCGCGUCCGGGGUCCAUGCCCGGCACUGCCACCAUGCCACGGGAGCGCAUUUCCAACGCCACCCCUCCCACACGAUCUGUGUCCCCCUGCCCCAGCGCCAUCCUGGAGAGGCGGGACGUCAAGCCCGACGAGGACCUGAGUGCUAUGAGUCCCAGCCUAUUGAGGGGUGGAGAGGGGCUGUACGCUGACCCAUACUUGCUCCUCAACGAGGGGAGGAUGGGCCACGGCCUUGCCCAUGGAGGGCACCCUCCUGCUGGGGACAUUGUGGACCAUGGCAGCCUGGCUGGAUACCACCGCGUCUCCAUCCGCUCCACAGGCUCCUACAGCGGGCCCAGCCCCACCGAUGCCAUGGAACAACCGUCACUCUACCGCCAGAAGUCCAGGAAGUACGGAGACAGCCAGCUGCCUACACUGGGCUCCAAGACCCCACCCCCCUCACCCCACAGGAUGGCAGAGGUGAGGAUGAUUGACCUCCACGGGGCGCCACCCCCUCCCAGCGGCAUUCCCCAAGAGCGCUCCUCGCCCGUUCGACAGUCCUUCAGGAAGGAGGAAGUGGUGAAAAGCAGAAGCAACAUGGCGUCUCCAGUUGUCCCGGACCUCCAGGGUGGUCACGGCCCUAUCCCGCCAGCCAACGACCCCCAGACACGAGAGCGAAUGAAGGCUAUGGAGCAACAGAUUGCCAGCUUGACUGGUCUUGUUCAGCAUGCACUUUUAACGUCCCCAAACACUAGUGGCACCAACGAGGCUCUCAGCGAACGACCCAUGAAGACAUCAAGACAAGCGUCUCCGGUUCAGAGUGCACACAGUGCAGGAGGUUCCCCUAUCCUAGCACCCAAAAGUGCCGCACUCCCCUCUGAGAGUGGCUCCACCCCUGCACUACCAGGCUCUGCCCCCUUUCAGGCCAACCUGUUCCAGUUCAAGAAGAAUGUCUCGGACCUUCGGCUGCAGCUCCAUCAGAUGAGACAGCUGCAGCUCCAGAACCAGGAGGCUCUAUGUGUGCAGCUGAAGCGGGCUGAGCAGGAGAUCAGCAUAAAGUUGGCGGAGGCCAUGAAACAUCUGGAAGACCCAGUCCAGAGACAGAGAGCCCUGGUGGAGGAGGACAGACGCGAGUACCUGGGCUUGGAGGAGAGAGUACUCAACCAGCUAGAGGAACUGGAGCAUUACGUGGACACUCUGAAGAGGGAGACCAGCUCGGCAGGGGCUCACAGAGCUGUGACACUGAAGCAUGUGGAAGAGGGGGCUGUUAGCCUCAGGAGAGUGGGAGAAUCUCUGGCAGGACUCAGAGGAGAGUUCCCGCCACUGCAGACCAGGAUGCGUUCUGUCCUGAGGGUGGAGGUGGAGGCAGUUAAGUUCCUCAAAGAGGAGCCCCACAAACUGGACAGCAUGCUGAAGAGAGUCAAGUGCCUCACGGAGACACUCAGCAGCCUGAGGAGAUGUGCUACAACCCCAAUAGAGAGCAGCCCGGCCACCAGCACCAUGGUGGACCCAGACCCCCCAGCGGAGCCUCCAGCCUCCCUCUCGGCCCUGCCCGAGCCCCAGAUCUCCUCCAUCAGGUCUGAGGUGGUCAUGCCCUCCUGCCCUAUGGUCAUCCACCACGUCCAGAGCUCUCCGGUCCACAUUCAGCAGUCCCAGCAGUCUGCAGCCCUGCUGGUCCAGCCCAGUUCCCCCAUAACCCCCACCCAAAGCCAGGGCCGGGACUCCCCCAGCUCAGCCAAGGGCUCCACAGGCACCGCCUCGUCCUCCAACUCCAACCCCUCCAGCCAGGGGGGAAGCCCUGCCCAGCAGAAGAAGACCCCUGCUGUCACUGCUGCAGCCAACCAAGAACUGCCCACCCAGGCUUUGGUCAAUAACGGCAGCAAUGGGACAGGGAACUUCUUCAUCGAGGAGAUUCACACCAAGAGCAGCAAGAGCAACAACAGGGCCAUGUCUAUAAAGGCAGCAGAGAAAGAGUGGGAGGAACGGAGGCAGAACAUGGGCCACUAUGAUGGGAGGGAGUUUGAGAGGAUCCUGGAUGAGGCCCAGGCCAACAUGAUGAAGGGCGUCCCCUGCCGGGAGGUGCCGAGCGAGGGGGAGGCCUCUGCAGUUACCCCUGCUGCCCUGGAGGACCAAGUGGAUUCCCCCAAGCCUGUGGCACCAACCACGGAAGAGACUCCGCCUGAGCCCAGCUCAGAGAAACCAGCCAUAGCCAAGCCUGCUGGUCCUGAGAAACUCCCCAAGCCGGUACUAGAGAAGCCCACAGACAAAGUGGGCAAUGUCAGCUUGGAGGCCAGCAAGUCUCCUCCCCCUCCUCCGCCCAGAAAGACCUUCUCCAGCUCUGGAAUGACCACCACUCGGUCUGGAGAGGUGGUCUACACCAGCAGGAAUGAGUCUGCCUUGGGACAGGAGGAAGAGGAGGCUGAGGUCCCAGCUGCCCAGCGCAAACCCACCAAGAUCCCCCAGAGACCACGCCUUCCACCCCUGCCCCCGUUCCUGCCUCAGCCAUCCACAAGGAGGAGGAGGAGGAUGACGAGGGGGACAAAAUCAUGGCAGAGCUCCAGCUGCGGGAUCGUGGCACCAACAGUACAGAACUUGCUCAGGAAUUACAGCAGGCAGGUCUUCCAGAAGUGCACAGUUAAGGAUGUAGGGGUGAAAAGUAGUGUGCUAGAGACACACCCUACUCGAGUUGAGCCCCAGAUCAGAGAGCUAAGACCCGGGGCCUUAUUGCCCCUCAAAGAGAAAAAGCAGAGCUCUGAGAACACUCGUGAGGACAAAGAUCCCAACGCGGAUGAAAACGGGAACACCACCCCUCUUCGUCAGAGCCCUGGGGUGAUAUACUAUGUAACUGGGCAGAUCUCCAAAGAGCAACCACCACCCCUGGCCCCAUUGGAGGAGGCUCCUGAAUGCAGAGACAACCCAACACUGUCCCCCUCACAGGUGUCAAAUGUGAAUGCUAAUGACAAUUCUCCAAGCCAGCAGCCACAGCAGCCGCAACCGAAACCCCAGCAGUUAGGGCCACCUAUAUCUCCCAAGCCUCUGUUCUUGAAUUGCCCCAGCCCUCUGUCUCAGAAACAGGUGGUGAGCUCAGAGUCGUUGAAGACCAGCCCAGGAGUGGUAGAUGGGGUUCUGGAAAGCCCAAUGGCCAACACUGUAGAUAAGCCUCAGAUAAGCACAGUCAAGAGACUUGAGUCUCCAGUCUCCUCAGUCAUCCAGGAGUCCAGCAUUUCACUUAGAAAGAGUGUUGUGUUGCCUGCUGCAUUGCCUAAAGUUUCUCCACCAAUCACCAUAACAGAGGCUCCUAAGCCAGUGGCGUCGCCCACAGAGAAGGCCCUUAGUGAGGCCACCAAUCAACCCAGAGAUCAGCCCAGACCCAAGUAUGAGGAAGUGGAAGAGGAGGCCUUCCUGAGCCCUGACCUCCCUGGUGAGGAAGGCCCUCCGCCCCCAGACAACAUCGCCUUCAUGAUCACCAACACCAAGGUCCAGGCCCUGUCCUGUGGGGAAUACCAGGAUCUGGUCAAUGCCAAACGGGGAAUCCAGACUGUGACUGUGGGGGGGGGGCCUGGGAACCGGGACAUGACCCACACUACCCCGGGUGGCGACGGCGGCAGCUCGGUGGGGUCACAGGACGACAGCUUCAACAACAAGAAGCCGGUCAUCAUCAUCUUUGACGAGCCCAUGGACAUCCGCUCGGCCUACAAGCGCCUGUCUACGGUGUUUGAGUGUGAGGAGGAGCUGGAGAGCAUGCUGGCUGCGGAGCGCAUAGAUGAGGAGGACGAGGAGUUGGAGGAGACAUGGGGGAGCAGCGGUGGACUGCAGGUAAAGGUCGGGCCCGAGGGGGGAGAGAGGGCGGCUGGUCCCACGGCCAUCAAGGCCCCCAGCGGCGCUCUUUGCUCUUCCAGUACUGACUUGUCGCACUCUUCCUCCUCGUCUGCGGAGCUCGCCGAGUCGUCCAGCAACGGCAAGCCAGACGGGAAGAAGAAGUUCAAGUUCAAGUUUCCCAAGAAGCAGCUGGCCGCUCUGUCGCAAGCCAUCCGCACAGGCACCAAGACUGGCAAGAAGACGCUGCAGGUGGUGGUGUACGAGGACGAGGAGGAGUCGGACGGCACGGUCCGACAGCACAAGGAGGCCAAGAGGUUUGAGAUCCAAAGCCGCUCCAAACAAUCUGUUCUUCCAGCAGACAUGUCACCCAAGGCCCAGGCUCCAGCUGUAGUAAGGCGGGAGCAUUCAGAUUCCCAAGGCAGGACGGACGAGAUCCGGAAGAGCACCUACAAGACCCUGGACAGCCUGGAGCAGACCAUCAAGCAGCUAGAGACCACCAUCAGUGAGAUGGGCCCCACAAGGCCCCACCAGGAGGAACCAGCGAGGAGUGCAGCCAGCGUGGAGCCCCAGGCUGGGUGUGUCUCAAGUGGGGAGAGUGAAGGCCUGAAGAGGUCCUUAUCACUCCCUUCUAAGAGUUCACUCCCCAAGGUCCCCCAGCCCAAUAAGGCCUCCUCUCUGAGGAAGAAGACCAAACCUCAGCUCCUCCCCAGGCCAGCCACCCUACCCAUCGCCACCAUCACCCCCAGCCAACAGAACGCAACCAGUGUCGCUUCCCCAUCUAGUCGGAUGCCAGUGCCCAUGUCUGCGAAGUCCAGGCAGUCGCCAGGGACUACUACUGACAAAGCAGGAAAACAGCAAAAGCUACAGGACAGCGCUCAGAGGCAGUUCCGACAGGCUAACGGAAGCGCUAAAAGAGCAGGGGAGGGUCAUAAAACUACUUCCCCUACUAUACCUGCCUCUAAAAUUCCUGCUUUUUAUCCUAGCUCUGCUAAAGGCAGCUCCUCCCAGUCUGCUCCAAACUCAGAUGCUACUAACCCUAUUACCCUUUUCCCCUCUUCCAACUCCUCCUCUUCCUCCCCCCACACCACCAAGUCCUCCAUCCCGUCCCCUCACGCCCCCCGCCACCCUGGCUCAGCCCUUCCCACCUCUUCCCACAUCCCCUCCCUCUCUAACGGUUCCUCCCUCAAACUCCCCAAGCCCUCUCACACAGGUAAAGCUCUCUCGUUCUCCUCGCAGACUCAAAACGGCCGAGCACCCUCCUCUUCCUUCUCCUCCUCCUCCCCCUCCCCUCUGUCGCCCACCCCGUUGGGCCCCGGUGUGAAGAGCAUCCGCACCAUACACACCCCCAGCUUCACCAGCUACAGGCCCCAGAAUGGCAGCAGCGGCAAAUCCUGCAUCCCAACCACCACAGCAGCCAAGGACUCCACUUAAUACAGUAGCCCUGUUUGGGUUACUACUCUCUCUAUCUCUCUCUCUCCCCCUCUUAGGAGCUAGAUUUAUUCUGUUGUUUAUUGGUUUGUAUUUUGUUGUAAAAAGGGUAAUGGAUGCACUUCCCCAACCAUUCAUAUUUCAAUUUGAUUUGUCACUGGCAUUCUCACACUGAUGCUUUGACUUCGUUUUAAGUUGCAUUUUCCUUUGGCUGAUGCUUUAAACUUGAAUCCUGGAUUUUAAAAAGGUUUAUUAGAGUACUGAGGAAAUUAUUUUAAAGAUAAAAACAUUUUAAAAAAGAUUUUUCUGACUAUCUAAGAAAAUACAGUUGAUGUUACAAUCACUAUUACCGUGUAAAAAAAAAAAAAAAAAAGUUUUAUUUUUGAAAACUAGAGACUGGAUAACCAUAGUAUAUCUUCAUCUUACACUAUUUCUUGUGUUCUCAUUCAGUAUAGCCCUUGUAAAUGCCUUUUAUGAAUGUAUACUGUAAGUAUACAGAUGUUUAAAGUGGAAUUGCGUUGACCUGACUUCUAUUUUGCUAAGACUAUUUUCUCAUAUAGUUAUCCAUGCACUGCCAAUGUAUUUUUUUAGGAGAUUUAUGAGAUUUAUCAGUUAUUUCUGUAGUUAUUGUGCCUACUUGCCAAAGUUAUGUCAUUUCCUGACUGCUUUACUGUAAUCAUGACAUACCAAGUGGAAACUCAACACAUACACUCAAGGUGUGAUUGAUGGCUGACGUCUUUACCUUCAAUAGCUUGACUGGAGGUCUAUGUUUCCUACGUUGAUGUUUAUCGAUGUCUAAAUGUAUACAGUACUAAAAACAAAAGAAAUUCUCAAAAUGCUCUCGCAAGUGUACAUAAAUGCUUCUAAUAAGAACCUUUAGUAGUUUUGUUAACAUACCAAAGUUUAUUUGUAUGCAUGCCUUUUAAGAUACUUUAGGAGAGUGAUUCAUGUUAAAAGAAGAAUUAUGUUUGCACAGAUAGAUUUUGUAAAUAUUUGGUUUGCUCUCAUUUUUGUAAAGCUUUAAACCAUACUGCAUAAAAGGUAAAGAAUUGUGUUGGACUAAAAACAAUAAAGGUCUGCAUGCUUGUAAUGCAUUUAAGUUCA
Messenger RNA from Oncorhynchus tshawytscha (Chinook salmon), 7187 nucleotides. Its product is annotated as sickle tail protein homolog. Gene Ontology annotation, cellular component: cytoplasm. The transcript is spliced from 21 exons. The record is from RefSeq and is a predicted model, not a curated record. Lineage: Eukaryota; Metazoa; Chordata; Actinopteri; Salmoniformes; Salmonidae. Bases 105 to 6086 code for a protein of 1993 amino acids.